Messenger RNA from Macroventuria anomochaeta, 732 nucleotides. RefSeq names its product Metallo-dependent phosphatase. Gene Ontology annotation, molecular function: hydrolase activity. The annotation marks the transcript as partial. The transcript has 2 exons. NCBI's taxonomy places the organism in Eukaryota, Fungi, Ascomycota, Dothideomycetes, Pleosporales, Didymellaceae. The record is from RefSeq and is a predicted model, not a curated record.
AAGACGCGCAAGACGCGCAUCGUGUGCAUAUCGGACACGCACAACAACACGCCCAAGCUACCUGCUGGCGAUGUGCUGAUUCACGCUGGAGACUUGACGAAUCAGGGCUCGUAUGAUGAGCUUGAACGGAGUGUGGGUUGGCUUGAGAAGGCGGAUUUUGAGGUUAAGAUUGUUGUUGCAGGCAAUCAUGAAAUCACGCUUGAUGAGCAGUUCUACGAAGAGAAGGGGAGUCGGUGGAAGUGGCCUGCUUGGCAGAGUCCGAGAGGAUGUAUGAAGCUGCUGCGGGAAUCGAAGACGGUUACCUACCUGGAGAAUAAGUCUACGAUGAUAUACUUGAGGAAGCCAACGGGGCCGCAGACAUACUUUAAAGUGUUUGGGAGUCCGUCCACCCCUGGGCCUGGUAAUUGGGCGUUCGAAUAUCAGGAGCAAGACGCAGGGAAAAUGUGGUCUGCCAUUCCCAAAGAUGCAGACAUCGUAGUAACGCAUACGCCACCGAAAGGACACUGCGAUGCGGCAACGAAGGACGACCGGUCUGGAUGCCCUUCGCUUUUGCAAAGAUUGGCUGUUGUCAGGCCGUUGCUGCAUGUAUGCGGUCAUAUCCAUGAGGCUCGAGGAAUCGAAUGUGUCCGCUGGAGUCCUUCCCGCAGCGACAGCUUGGUCGACAGCGUAGAAAACUGGCAAGACCCUGGAAGUGGCAACAAGAAGCUAUCUCUACUGGAUUUGACAUCCAAG